Molecule: messenger RNA, 5018 nt
Organism: Gadus macrocephalus (Pacific cod)
Lineage: Eukaryota; Metazoa; Chordata; Actinopteri; Gadiformes; Gadidae
Gene: itga10
Product: integrin, alpha 10
Exons: 29
Coding region: 956-4498 (1180 amino acids)
Biological process (GO): integrin-mediated signaling pathway; cell-matrix adhesion; cell-cell adhesion
Cellular component (GO): integrin complex; external side of plasma membrane
Molecular function (GO): integrin binding
Source: RefSeq, a predicted model, not a curated record
GCUAGUUGUUCGUGUUUUCGUUAAAACUCAAGCAAGCUUCGUUUUCAAAACUCGUAAUCCUGACAAAUGAUUCCUUAGGUCGACCAGGUAGGUUUAAUGGUUGAAUGGUUAAAUGAUUGUUAGGCCCCUGUGACUAGAAGGGGUCAAAUCAAACCAAUAAGAAAGAGCGGGUGAAGGAUUGUGAUAAAGUGACAAAGUUAGGAAGGACCGAAGGGAAAGUUUUUUCUGAGAAAUGAAAAGAAGGCGCUCUGGAGGGGGUGUGUUGGAGCAAGAGCGAGGGAGGGGAGCUUUACGCACGGGGAUAAAUGCGCUCUUUCAUUUGGAAGCGGAGGACAUCCUACCGUCGGCGCGCGUUGGGCUUGAAAAUGUUUGAAAAUAAAACAGGACUCGGAAGAAACGGAACUCAGAGGCGGUGAACAGCUUAUUGCCCUGUCAAGUUAUAUGUUGAAGUGUAUUAUUAUAUGGACGUUUCAUUUGAAUGCAAUUGAUUGAACAUCAAUUAAGCCGAGGAAUAGAACCACAUCUUCUUGGAAAUUGUAUCUUGUCCGAACAGUUUUUCCCAUCAGGGAUGGUUUUAAAGCAGUCCUAAAUAGCUGUUGCCCGGCUGGACAGUGGGGAUCGAUGAAAGAGACACCACGACCCUCACCGAGGUGUCCGUUAUGCACUCUGAGGCGCGCACUUUAUUUAGCCUGACAAGCCUUAAGAUUGUUUAAAAAAAGUUCGAAGAAGGAUGUUUUCGACCCGGCUGAACGUUUUCUGUUGUAUAUAAUGGACGGUUUGUGUACGCUGGAGAAACACUAUUGGAGCCCCGUUUGAACAGGUUUAACGAAUCCAUUGGGGACGAGCUAGAGAAACGUGGAUGCUUGUUGUCACGCCAAUGUAGCCCACACAGGCUUGACAAUCUUAAGGCCCCCCACACUGUCCAUAUAGUCCAAGGACCUUUAUCGUCAUUCCAAUGGAGGGCGGGAACCUUUUAUAUUUUCUGAAGUUCAUCCUUUUAUAUCAAGGGUUGUGUCACUGUUUCAACAUCGACGUGAAGAACCCACACAUCUUCACCGGCCCUGAGGACGCGCUCUUCGGCUUUUCCGUCCUGCAGCACGAGGACAACGGAGAGAAGUCGAUGCUGGUUGGUGCUCCCUGGGACGGACCGUCCAAUAACAGGAGAGGAGAUGUGUACAAAUGUGUUGUUGGAGAGGAGAGGACCUCCAACUGCAGCAAAAUGAAUCUAGGUGAGACGGCUCUUCAGAACGUGUCCAGGAACCUGAAGAACUCCCACCUCGGGAUGACGCUGACUCCAGACCGACCCGAUGGCUUCCUGGCGUGUGCCCCUCUGUGGUCUCAGGAGUGUGGGACAUCUGUGUUCAGCACUGGGAUCUGUGCCUCUGUCAGCGAUGACCUGAAGCCUAGAGAGACCAUCGCACCGACAGCUCAAAGGUGCAGCACCUACAUGGACAUUGUGAUCGUGCUGGACGGCUCCAACAGCAUCUACCCCUGGUACGAGGUCCAGAACUUCCUCAGCAACAUCCUCAGCAAGUUCCACAUCAGCCCCGAGCAGAUGCAGGUUGGUAUACUGCAGUAUGGCGAGGUAGCCCUCCAUGAGUGGUCUCUGAAAGACUACCAGACCACUCAGGAGGUGGUGGAGGCAGCCAAGAACAUCAGCCGGCAGGAGGGGCGGGAGACACGCACAGCAUACGCCAUUCACAUGGGCUGCACCGAGGCGUUCAGCGCCGAGCGGGGAGCGCGCGAUGGCGCCACUAAGGUCAUGAUCGUGGUGACAGACGGGGAGUCACAUGACGGGGAGGAGCUACCGGAGGCGCUGGAGGAGUGCGAGAAGAGGAACAUUACACGAUACGCCAUCGCUGUCCUGGGCCAUUACAUCCGCAGGCAGCAGGACCCUGGGACCUUCAUUGACGAGAUCAAGUACAUCGCCAGCGACCCCGACGACAAAUACUUCUUCAACGUGACGGACGAGGCAGCACUGAAUGACAUUGUGGACGCCCUGGGGGACCGUAUCUUCACGCUGGAAGGCACGUUGGGCUCCAACCAGAGCUCCUUCCACAUGGAGAUGUCGCAGAUCGGCUUUUCAACGCACAUCCUGGAUGAUGGGAUCCUGUUUGGCAUGGUGGGCGCCUACGACUGGGACGGAGGAGUGCUGAAGGAGGGGGUGAACGGGCGCAUCAUGCCCCCCAGGGAGGCCUUCGAGUCCGAGUUCCCCCUGGAACUCAAGAACCACGCUGCUUAUCUAGGCUACACCGUGUCCUCUGUGAUUGUGGGGGACUGGAGGCGGCUGUACGUGGCCGGGGCCCCACGGUUCAAACACAAGGGUAAAGUGAUCCUGUUUGAGCUGAGCGACGACGGGGACGUGGACAUCGUUCAGGCUCUGAACGGAGAACAGAUUGGAUCGUACUACGGCAGUGAGGUGUGUGGGCUGGAUAUUGACCAGGAUGGCAUCACGGAUGUGCUGCUGGUUGCAGCUCCCAUGUUCCUGGGCUCCGGGAAUAAAGAGGCUGGCAGAGUUUACAUCUACACGUUUAAUGGGGAGGGGGUGUUUGUGCUGAAUGGGACCCUGAAGGCGGUGGUCAGGACCCAGGACGCCCGGUUCGGUUACGCCAUGGCCGCCGCACCCGACCUCAACCACGACGGCUUCAGCGACCUGCUGGUGGGUGCGCCGCUGGAGGACGACCACCGGGGGGCGGUGUACCUCUACCACGGAGACAACAUCUACAUCUCCCACGACUACAAACAGCGCAUCGCAGCCGUAGACAUCUCCCCGUCACUGCGGUAUUUUGGCCGCGGUGUGAGCGCCCGUCUGGACAUGGAUGGAGACGAGCUGAUAGACCUGGCCGUGGGGGCCCAGGGCAGCGCUGUCCUGCUCAGCUCCCGUAGCAUCGUCCAGGUCAACGUGAGCCUGGACUUCCAGCCCCACUCCAUCAACGUGAUCCAGAAGACCUGCCAGAGGGGCAGCCGUGACUCGGCCUGCCUCAACGCCACCGCCUGCUUCCUGGCUGUGUCCCGGUCUCCAGGAACCCAGGCCAACAGCUUCGCCUUGUGGAUCACGGCCAUGCUGGACGACAGGAAGCUGUCGGCCCGGGCGCUGUUUGAUGACAACUCCCAGCGACAGACGCAGAUGGUGGUUGGGGUUCAGACGGGACAUAUGCUCUGCUACAGCCUUCCCUUCCACGUCUAUGACACCGCUGACUAUAUCCGUCCAAUCAGCUUCUCGCUGCGUUACAAAAUCAACAACACGGAGAGCGGCCCGGUGCUGGACGAGGCCUGGCCCACCACCGUCAAGAAGUUUAUCCCUUUCUUUAAGGAUUGUGGUGAGGAUGACGUGUGCACCACAGACCUGGUCUUGAACGCACACAUGGAUAUCUCUGGGACCAGGCACAAGCCCUAUGUGAUCCGGAGCCCCCGCAGACGGCUGGCCGUGGAGGUUCAGCUCCACAACAAGCUGGAGAAUGCGUACAACUCCAGCCUGGUGCUGCACUACUCACGCAACCUGCACUUCUCCAGCCUUAGCAUCAGGGACGACACUCAGUUUAAGAUUGAGUGCACAGCGCUGGGGUCCAACAGUCACUCCUGUAACGUCAGCUACCCUGUGUUCCGGUCCCAGUCCAAGGUAGACUUCAUGCUGGAGUUCGAGUUCAGCUGUACGUCGCUACACAGCCGGGUCCAGAUGAAGCUCAAUGCGGCCAGCGACAGUGUUGAGCGAGAGGACACUCUGGCGGACAACAGCGUCCAGCUGCAGAGCUUUGUCCAGUACGAGCCAGACCUGUUCGUCAGCAGUGACUCCAAGCUGAACCGCUACGAGGUCCACCCCUCCAGGACGAUGUCCGAGGCCGUAGGGCCUGAGUUCUACACCAACUUCAAGCUGCAGAACCUGGGCUGCUACGCGGUGAACAACAUGGAGCUGCGGCUGAACCUGCCUGCGGUGGCCGCGGGGGACAGAGUGUUUAUGAACGUCACUGAGGUCUUCUUCCACAACGCUACUGGGGUGAACUGCAGUGUAGUGAGCGAUCUGGCCCGGCUGAAGGGCAGGCAGAGAGACGUACGGCCUCUCCACCCUGAAGACAUGCUGCAGAAUGACAUUCUGAACUGCAGCAGGUCCUGGUGCGUAGAGGUGGUGUGUGACGUGCGGCAGCUCCUGAAAGGACAAGAAGUCCUUAUUCGCGUCAGUCGCAGGGUUCAAGACGAAUUCUUCAGAAAAGCCAAGUACAAGUCAGUAAAGGUAGUCGGCACUUAUCGCCUGGCAGCCCAGGAGAGUCACCUCAUCACCCUGGGGGCAGGCGCUGUCUGGAGAGAGACGGUCUUGGAGGUGCUCAAGGGGCGCGCCAUUCCCAUCUCACUCUGGAUUCUGAUUGGUAGCAUUAUUGGAGGCUUGCUCUUAUUGGCGCUAAUCAUCUUUGUAUUAUGGAAGGUACGUUUAAAUGGCUUUUACCCAAUCCGUUUUAAAUGGUUCUACAUAACUUGUCGAUUCUGCGUCCUACUCAUCCUAUAAGAUAUAUAUAAGAUAUUAUAGGAUGAGUAGCACUGCAGAAGCAGUGGCUCCUUUCAUUGAUUGCUGUGAUCAUUAAUGCCCCGGUGUCUCUCGUGAUGAAGCUGGGCUUCUUCACACGGAAACAGCCCGAGGAAGAGGAGACCCAGGAGGAGUGAAGCGGUCAGCUGCCAUGACAACGGUUGUGAUGGUUACCCGAGUGGUCCUUCCCACAUGCUGCCAAUGACAGUCCCGGGUCCCUCACAGCGCUAGGUCUUGGAUCCAGAGCUCUACGCCUCAACUAGGACCUCCAGGACCAGGGGAAAAUGGAGGUCCGACAGGAAUGCACUACCCACUAUUCAUAGGGUCGGGGGCACUUAUGUAAAUAACUUUUUCUACUUUGUUUUUUGACUCAAGUGCAUUAAACAAUUGUCCUUUUAUUUAAUAUUCAGACAUCAUUUUACAUUUCAGCACAUUACGUUGUCCUAUGUCUGUCUCACUGUCUCUGUCCGUCUGUUGUCGAAAUUAAAGAGUUUGAACAGAU